This is a messenger RNA of Anopheles cruzii, 464 nucleotides long. RefSeq lists its product as uncharacterized. The transcript is spliced from 2 exons. The record is from RefSeq and is a predicted model, not a curated record. Lineage: Eukaryota; Metazoa; Arthropoda; Insecta; Diptera; Culicidae. The annotation marks the transcript as partial.
CUCACCGCAAGUGCCACCGUUAGCAUCUCUCGGGCUCCGUGCCGUGCCGUGCCGUUUCGGUGAUCCCGCGUGAAGUGCGUGCAGUGUAUGCCGCAGUGUUUCCGCAGUGAGUGGUGAGAAGCGAUUACAACCACAAACCGGAGAAGCAGUGCGCGAAAAACAAAAAAAAAAACCAAGCCAUGCACGAUAAGCUGGCGGUGCUGGUGGUUGGCGUGGUGCUGUGUGCCUCGCUGGCCAGCCUCCAGGUGGCGAGGACCGACUUCAGUGAUUAUGAAAUCGAUUACGACGAGGAAGGCUUUUGGAUUGGCCACGGGCUCGGAAGCCGCAAAGAGGGAGAUGAAGUCCUGAAGGUGCUGCACAAAUCGGUCGGCCCGUUCGUGGAGCCCCAAAACGUCACCGUGGUGGAGAAGUUCAGCGCGGCCGAUGGUGAAAGUAUUACGUUUACACAAUUCAACUCGUCUAAG